AUGGCCACUUGGCUCUCCGUUGCACGGUAUGCCCGUGCAUUGGGGCGGAGGCGGGUGGCGGCAGCAGAAUGGAUGCCGAACAGAGAUGCGACACUUUCCUGGAGUGGAGCCCAAGCGCAGAGCGAGGAGGAAAUGGAUGGAUCAUUGGGCGAGGCAGACUUCCAAAAUAUUGGUGCUGAGCAUUGGGAAGAUUCCAGGAGACGGUGGACCUCACAUGGUUCGUUGGAUUCCAGCGGAGCAUCGAUUGCCUGGUCCAUGCAGUUUCGCCCAGCUCGAAGCGGCUCUGCUCGCCGACGCUUCCAUGCGGAGACUGUGAGUGAAAGCUCAUUGGCGCGGUUGUUCAAGGGAGAACAGGCCAGGCCGGAUGUGGCUUUGGCUGGCUGUGCCGCAUCGCAGAUGGCUUCUCCCCUUGGCCCGCCUGCGGAGGCCGAGCUUCGCAUUCCUUUGCGCUUCGUCGUCGCAGCUGCGGAUCGACGCUGGGCGGAGGACACCAAGGCCACGGCCACAAAGAAGGGUCGGCGACGAGAUGACCUCCGCCUGAAGUGA
Messenger RNA from Symbiodinium sp. CCMP2456, 546 nucleotides. Lineage: Eukaryota; Dinophyceae; Suessiales; Symbiodiniaceae. The record is from the annotation of a GenBank genome assembly.